Helobdella robusta is the source of this 561-nucleotide messenger RNA. RefSeq lists its product as hypothetical. Lineage: Eukaryota; Metazoa; Annelida; Clitellata; Rhynchobdellida; Glossiphoniidae. The transcript has 3 exons. The record is from RefSeq and is a predicted model, not a curated record. The coding region runs from base 1 to 561 and encodes 186 amino acids.
AUGUCUCAUUUGAAAGAUAAGUUAAACAAAACAUUGGAAAAAUGCAAAGACAAUAUCAAAAGUGCUAUGAAUGGAAGGUGCAGUUACGACGUCACAAACAGAAAACAAUCUGGUCAGAGUGGAAGCCAUUCAAGAUUUUGGAAGAGAGAAUGCGUAUAUACUGAGAUGGAAAGAUGCGGCCUAAUAAGUCGCAGGCAUUUUCAAGAUUCAACAGAGAGGACGCGACAUUCUCCAAAUAAAGGACAUCCGAGCAAUUGUAGAAAAUCAAAUAAGGAUAAAUACUUGAGUUCGAAUACGCCACAGCAUAAAAACUAUUCAUCAAGAAAUGUCGAUUCUCAUAAAAAAAACAAUGAAAAGACCAAGAGUAUCACAGAUGUCAAUUCACGUUGUUCAAGAAGAGCCUCAGUGAACUUUGUACCGACAAUUCUGUCAAAUUCUGUUAGGUCCUGUUGUGCACGACGGAACAUGAUAAUGAACAUGGAACUGUCACCUAAUGACUCCCCUAAAAGAUCAAAAAAUCUUGAGAUUUUGAAAAGUGAUGAGAUAUCAAAUGAGAUUUGA